AUGAUCUCCCAAAUCGCGACCAGUCUUUCACCGGCAAAAGACGAUCCCAUGAUAGGCUUCCAAAAGAAAGAUUUAAUCAGCCUCAAUCUGCCACACAAUGACGCCCUCGUCAUCAGCAUCCAAAUCCCUCAAGCCAUGGUCGAUCGAGUCCACUCAAACGAGGGCAGCACAGCUAACAUCCUACAGUUGGCGGUCAUCCAACAGAUGGGCUUAAAGACAAAUAUCAAUAAGUCAGCCAGGUGGCUAACCGGCUUUAAUGGCGCGACAACGGUUACUGUAGCACGAUAG
Molecule: messenger RNA, 288 nt
Organism: Prunus armeniaca (apricot)
Lineage: Eukaryota; Viridiplantae; Streptophyta; Magnoliopsida; Rosales; Rosaceae
Source: the annotation of a GenBank genome assembly